Beta vulgaris subsp. vulgaris (sugar beet) is the source of this 2716-nucleotide messenger RNA. Its product is annotated as pectinesterase-like. Gene Ontology annotation, molecular function: pectinesterase inhibitor activity; pectinesterase activity. Gene Ontology annotation, biological process: cell wall modification. NCBI's taxonomy places the organism in Eukaryota, Viridiplantae, Streptophyta, Magnoliopsida, Caryophyllales, Amaranthaceae. The record is from RefSeq and is a predicted model, not a curated record. The coding region runs from base 119 to 1915 and encodes 598 amino acids. The transcript is spliced from 2 exons.
AUCAGAAAUAAGAACUGAUAAAAUCACUGCAAAUUCUCGUCAUAAACAUACUUCUUCAAAGUUCAAACAUCAGUAGCUUCAACAACCACCAUAAUCAAGAACUUCAUCUCUCUUAAAAAUGGAGGAAACUUCAACAACCACCAUAACCAAGAACUCUGCAACAAAGACUCAAAACAAAGCCGUUUUUUCCUUCCUCUGCUUCAUCAUUUUCAUGGUUUCUCUUUUCACCAUUUUCUUACUUACACAACCCAAUUCCAACAUCCAAGAAACCUCCCAAAACACCAUUAAACAACUUCCUUCACUUCAAACUCUAAACCCAAUAAUCAAAACUGCUUGUUCUUCCACUCUCUACCCAUCACUUUGCCUCUCAACUCUCUCUCCAUCCCCCAUUUCCACUUCCACUCACACCACCACCCUCGCCCGCCUUGUCGAGGCCUCGAUCAACCACACAAUCAGUCUUGUUUCGAGUUCUCAACCCGAAAUCAUUAACUUUUUUGCUCAUCAUGUGCUCAAUUUGCAAGAAAAGUCUGCUUUCAAUGACUGUCUUGACAUGCUUGAUCAAACCCUCUAUGAAUUAGCAUUGGCAUUGAAUGAUCUUCGUAGUUCUUUCGGAAUUUUUCGUCCGUUUUAUGGAAAUUUAAAGACCCUUUUGAGUGCUGCCAUGACUAAUGAGAAUACUUGCAUUGAUGGGUUUUAUGAUUUGGAGGAAAUGCAUUCAAUAUUCCAUAAAAAAAAGGGUCUAAGAAUCUAUCUUGAGAUUAAACUGAAACCCAUUAUUCAUAUGAUUAGUAAUUCUCUGGCAAUUAUCAAACAUAUGGAGGAGAUGAUAAAACAAGAACAAGAAGAUGAGUUGUUCUUGCAUAAUCAACAGUUAUCUUCCCUUGAAAGAUCGAAAAGCGGGUUUCGCUUUCCGACAUGGAUGAGUAAGAAGGAGAGAAGGAUGAUGGGGAGCAAGAAUUAUAGAUUGAAGCCAAAUGUAGUGGUUGCUAGUGAUGGGAGUGGAAAUUACAGAAAAAUUGGUGAAGCAAUAAAAAUGGCGCCAAAUAUGAGUUUAAGUAGGUAUGUGAUUAAAAUAAAGGCGGGAAUUUAUAAAGAGAAUGUGGAAAUUCCAAGAAAUAAGAUGAAUAUAAUGUUGAUUGGAGAUGGAAUUAAUUCCAGUUUGAUUAGUGGAAACAGAAGUAUUGUUGAUGGGUUUUCUACCUUUGCUUCAGCAACAUUGACUGUAAUUGGAGACAGGUUUCUAGCCAGAGACCUGACAGUAGAGAACACAGCAAGUCCAGAGAUGUACCAGGCAGUAGCAAUCAGAGUAACCUCAAACUCUGCUUUUUUCCGCUGUAACUUCACCUCCAACCAAGACACUCUCUAUGCUCAUUCCCUUCGCCAAUUUUACCGGGAAUGUAUUAUACAAGGCACCAUCGAUUUUAUCUUCGGAAAUGCAGCAGCCGUUUUUCACAACUGCCAUAUUUUAGCCCGAAAACCUAUUCUUGGGCAGAGCAACAUGAUCACUGCUCAAAGCAGAGAGGACCCUAAUCAGAACACAGGCUUCUCUCUACACAACUGCACAAUCAAGGCUGCCCCAAACUUCUCUCUUCUUGACCGCAGACGAUCUUUCACCUUUCUGGGUCGCCCGUGGCGGAACUACUCGAGGACGGUCAUAAUGAAGAGUUACCUUGGAGACCUAAUACAUCCAUUGGGAUGGUCUCAAUGGGAUAAAUACAGCAAUUUGGAUACUGUAGAUUACAUCGAGUACAGGAAUUUCGGACCUGGAGCAGAUACCAGAUAUAGGGUUAAAUGGAGAGGGUAUAAGAAGAAUUGUACUGAAGAUCUAGCAAAGAGAUUUACCGUUGGAGCUUUCCUGCAUGGAUCUGAUGACUGGUUGCAGAGCACCUGGUUCCCUCUGUUCCAUGAUCUGUGAAGAAUUAUCUGCAGAUAGUUCUAGGACACUUUCUGUACAUGCCAUUCUUUUACCAUAAUACGAUGACCAAGUCCGUCAUAAAGUCAUCCGUCAUACUAAUAGUACUAUGCAACAGCUUUUUGUCGGGAGAACCUCCCUUACAGAAAUACAAAAAGCAUGUUAUUUCUUCCUUGUAUCACUCAUGAUAAAACAGCAAGAAAUGGGAGAAAUUAUUGCUGAUAUUUUCAUAUAUACAAAUUUGAUGUUUCAGCUCGAAACCUACAUGCAGCACCUUACGCAAAAAUGUUGACAAAAUUUUCUAUAAACAUUUAUAUUGUUACAAGUUUAUUGUGUAUAAGUAUAUCUGUCACGAUUAUUUACAUUUGAUUGAAGCAGAAUCUUUUCUGCGUUUGUAUAGUCAAAAAAUACAAAUCCUAUUCACCUCCACUCCCAUGGUUCACCUUGCAGAAGGUAAUAACAUUGUCCUUUAUAUAUGCAAUUACCCUAGCAAUCACCAUAUGUUCAAGUAUAUCAAAUGAACCGUAUAAGGAUCAUAUAACUGAUAUCUCUCUUCUUCACAUUCAUAGGCUCUCAUAGAAAAGCUUCAUGCCCGGAUAGUACGAGGAAUUCUUUCCAUUAGUCCAGGUUGCCUCGGAUAUAGAACCACUGCUAAUAAUAAAGCAACGAGAAGCCCUACUACUCCACUAAAUGGCUGGAAGGGGUGCGUACCAACAACCCACCAUGGAAACUUUGGCAGGUAAACCAAAAAACUCCCUGAUUGUAAUAUAUAACUGGAAGCCAUGAGCCCAGUGCGCAGUCCAA